This is a messenger RNA of Ruditapes philippinarum (Manila clam), 1831 nucleotides long. RefSeq lists its product as uncharacterized. Gene Ontology annotation, biological process: positive regulation of DNA-templated transcription. The transcript has 2 exons. NCBI's taxonomy places the organism in Eukaryota, Metazoa, Mollusca, Bivalvia, Venerida, Veneridae. Bases 101 to 1831 code for a protein of 576 amino acids. The record is from RefSeq and is a predicted model, not a curated record. Gene Ontology annotation, cellular component: chromatin; nucleoplasm. Gene Ontology annotation, molecular function: ubiquitin-protein transferase activity; zinc ion binding.
GUACGAUAACAGGAAGUUUAUUGUGUUGUUUAGGACGAUAUUUAACACAAUAAUUUUAUUUGAAACCAAAACUUCAUCGGAUUUAUAAUAAACGAGGGCAAUGGCUGUCCCAGGGAGGAAAGUCAGUGAUGGCCAUCUUACAGUUUUCUGCCAGCCCUGUGACAGAGAUGGGGAAAGAUUGGCUGCACAUGGCUACUGCAAAGAUUGUUGUGAACAUUUAUGUGAAUCCUGCUUUAAACAUCACAUGAGACAUACUCUUUCCCGAGAUCACAUUUUAGUAGACAAAACCAACAUGCCACAGACAUUACAACCUUCUUCAACUUUUCAUUAUCAACAGCAUGAUGACUUUACAAAACCGUGUCAUAAGCACAAAAGGGAAGUCAUAAACUUUUACUGUCAAGACCACAAUGAACUACUCUGCAGUGUCUGUGUCACUCAUGGACACCACCAACAUUCUUCUUGCAAAGUCAGCUAUAUACCCGAUAUCUCUGAAAAUGUCAUUGACGGCAAAGAGUACUUAGAAAUGUUGAAAACAAUGGAUUCAAUGUCUGAGCAAUUCCGUAAAAUACAAGACCGUAUGUACAGAUUAACCGUUAAAGCUAACAAGACAUUGGCAAAUGUAUUAGAAGACAUAAAGUUGUUCCGGAAAGAAAUCAAUCAGAAAUUAGAUGAACUUGAAAAACAAGCUGCAGUUGAAGUAAAUGUCUUUCAAGAUGAAAAUUUAAAAAUACUUAAAGAAGUUGAGACAGCUUGUAACGACAGAACAAGAGAUCUGUGGACAUCCUGUAAUUCAAUGAAACGACUUAACUCUUCAAAACAAGCAGAAAAGCUCUUUAUGGAAGUUAAAAGUGCUGAGAAAAUGAUAGAAGACUGCGAGAAAAGGCUCGUAGAGUUAGCCAAAUUUAAAGUAAAUGGCUACAGCUUUACACCUAAUGAAACAAUAUCAAAGUUGUUAACAUCAGAAAAAUCUUUGGGUAUAUUAGUACAAAAAACAAUGCAUGAUGAAAGUACAACUAAUGCUUCUAUGAUAUUUGAAAAGGAACUAUCUUACCAUGAAGAUAUCUGUGUGAAGACAGCGAAAGAUACAAAAAGGUGCUGGAUAACUGGAAUGAUUGUUCUUACUCCUAAUACUCUUGUUAUCACCGAUAAAUAUAACAUGACUGUAAAGUUGAUCAAUACAUGCAGUCGAUAUGUGACUGAUCGACUACAGCUAGAUUGUGGGCCUUAUGAUAUCACCUCGGUGACUAGUACUGAACUGGGUGCCACACUUCCUAGUAGUCACAAAAUUCAGUUUAUAGCAAUCUCUUCAAACAAACUAAAACAACAGCACACGAUAAAGGUUGAUGGAAACUGUUGGGGUAUAAGCUGUUACCAAGAUAAACUUGUUGUAUCAUUCUGUGACCCUGCAAAACUCCAGAUCCUGGACAUGGAUGGUAUUGUUUUGGAAACAUUUGAAGAUCAAAAUUUCAGAAAUCCUCUGUAUGUCGAGGCUAUCAGUAGUUCAAUCUUUAUUUCUGACACAAACAAGAAAAGAGUGACAAGGAUAAACUGGUAUGGGCAGGUGAUUGGUAGCUACGGUGAUAUGAAUGAACCUAGAGGAAUAUUACUGUCAGAUGAUGGUACUGUCUUUGUGUGUGACCGAGAGAAACAGGUUGUAAAAGAGAUAUUAGGAGACUGUUCUGCAGGAAAGGUCAUCAUGAAGGAUAUAAGUAGUCUACAGGCUGUAUGUUGGUGUAGUACAACAAUGAAGCUUUACUACAGCAGUGAAGAUGGAGUAGAUAGGGACAAAAACAACUUCAUUUUUACAUCUAUCAACUGUAAUAGACAAUAA